ACAACCCAAACCCAAUAUCAUUCACUUCACAUCUCCUCACCUCCCCUGUUUCUCUUUCCCCUUGCUCAUUUUCUCAUCCAAGUCAUGGGCAAUUACAUCUGUCACUCCCCAUCGGGCUCUGCCGGUAAGGUAGUUUUAUCGGAUGGCACGGUUCAUGAGUUCAACGUGCCUUUAACAGUUGCAGAGCUCAUGCUAGAGCACCCUCAACAGGUGGUGGUGGAGUUUGAGUCAGCUGUGAAUGGUAAAAGGCCGAGUCCAUUGCCUGCUGACAAGAAACUAGACAUGGACAAGGUUUACCUCAUGCUUCCCAUGAGAAGAGGGAAGCAACCAGCAUUGUCAUCGGAGGAAGCCCGGCAGCUGCUUGCUGUUGCUAACUCUGUUUCGAAUCGUAGGUCUUUUUUGUCGCUGACGACUGGAUUUCUUCCAUUGUUUGCACGGAUAUGCAGCGGAGGAUCAAGAGAGGGAGGGGGGUUUGUGUCGGGUGGGAAAGAAAACUCAGUGGGGAGGAGGGGAGAGACGACGAAAGUUGAGUAUUUGCCGGAAAUUUUAGAAGGAAGGCCGGAAUAUUUAAGCAAGCAAUUUUCCGGGAAAGGGUGGAAGCCCAGUUUGGAUACCAUCAAGGAGAAGAUUGUCAAGAAAAAGGUCCCUCAUUGGCUGCUCUAAGCUAGUUGUAUAGAAUCAGGUUUUCUACGUGCACAAAAUUCAAUUACAAUAUCAGAUGGUGAGACUCACACAUCGAGAGAAUCUUUGUGUCCGGUUUUGUGCACUUAGAAUUUUUCUGAUCAAAUACUAUUGAAAGCUUGAUUGUGAAGGCAAUCUAUGUAGAUGGUAUGGUUAAGUUUUUUUUUUUUUUUUUUUUUGAACAGGUAGGGUUGAGUCUUGGGGAUUCAAUUCUUACUGUUUUUUGUUUUUUUAAAUGUUAGUGUCGCCAAUAGUCAAAGUUUAGAUAUGCUACCAUGUCUGGUGUGGACAGUGUGUGGAAGGGUUGUAGUAGUGAUAUAUGCGUUUUUAUUUUGUAUUUUGUACUUUGUGUAAUGAGGUGAAGAGUAAAACCAAAGUUGUUGUAUUUGUCAUAGUUUGGGUAAAGUAUUUAGAUAUGUUCAACUAAAGUGUACGAGUUGUUACCAAAAGCCUUUGAAUUGGUAAUACGUAGUUUGGUUAACAAUUGUACACA
Messenger RNA from Camellia sinensis, 1174 nucleotides. RefSeq lists its product as uncharacterized. Lineage: Eukaryota; Viridiplantae; Streptophyta; Magnoliopsida; Ericales; Theaceae. The record is from RefSeq and is a predicted model, not a curated record.